Saimiri boliviensis boliviensis (Bolivian squirrel monkey) is the source of this 920-nucleotide messenger RNA. It is a transcript of the gene CHCHD2, whose product is annotated as coiled-coil-helix-coiled-coil-helix domain containing 2. NCBI's taxonomy places the organism in Eukaryota, Metazoa, Chordata, Mammalia, Primates, Cebidae. Gene Ontology annotation, molecular function: sequence-specific DNA binding. Gene Ontology annotation, biological process: mitochondrion organization; positive regulation of transcription by RNA polymerase II. Gene Ontology annotation, cellular component: nucleus; mitochondrion. The record is from RefSeq and is a predicted model, not a curated record.
CCUCGUGACGUCCUGCUCCUUCAGUGACCUUCAGGGCCCCGGAGACGUUCGGGAACGGAAGUCCUCUGCCUGUGUGCUGAUUGGUUGCGCGCCGAGGCCGGCCCCGCCCCCCGCCUUCCGGCUCCCUCAGCAGCUGCUGCGCCCGUCCCUGGUACUCGCACGUCUGAAGGCCGGGCAGCCCCGUCGCCAGGAUGCCGCGCGGAAGCCGAAGCCGCACCUCCCGCAUGGCCCCUCCGGCCAGCCGGGCCCCUCAGAUGAGAGCUGCGCCCAGGCCAGCACCACCCGCUCAGCCACCAGCAGCGGCACCCCCCUCUGCAGUCGGCUCUCCUGCUGCUGCGCCCCGGCAGCCAGGUCUGCUGUCCCAGAUGGCAACCACUGCAGCUGGCGUGGCUGUGGGCUCUGCUGUGGGGCACACACUGGGCCACGCCAUUACUGGGGGCUUCAGUGGAGGAAGUGGUCCUGAGCCUGCGAGGCCUGACAUCACUUAUCAGGAGCCUCAGGGAAGCCAGCCGGCACAGCAGCAGCAGCCUUGCUUCUAUGAGAUCAAACAGUUCUUGGAGUGUGCCCAGAACCAGGGUGACCUCAAGCUCUGUGAGGGUUUCAGUGAGGUGCUGAAACAGUGCCGACUUGCAAACGGAUUGGCCUAAUCAAGAAGUUCAAACUAGAGAAACGGAAAACCAGCUCUCAUAACCAACCUAAUAUAAAAAUUUAAUUAAUAGUGAAGGUGUAAAGUGUAGCCAUCAGUUAAACCUCUCCUGCCAUUCCUAGCUUCCUUGCUUCAGAAUUGAAAUGGAAGUGGGUGUUGCUACUCUGUAGAAUUUGGAGCUGGUCAGAUGUUUGUGUGGCCUCCUUAAACUAGCUGUUAUGAUUUUAUUUUUUGUGAGUUAAUUAGAAUAAAGUGAUUCUCUUCCAAGAUGUGA